ACCGCAACGACCCAACACCCUCGAACGAUCAUGUCUCAAAAAGCGAUCCUGGACAAGCUAGCGAGAUACCGGACGGUAGGCGCUCGGAACUCGGAUCAGGUGCUCGAGCUCGGUGACCGUGCAUUAAGAGGUGGUAGUCUCGGUGAUCAGGAAUGGGCCGUAAGGGAACAGGUAGCCAUUGCCGCUCUAGAUCUACAACGAUUAGAUCUGGCCGAGACCCAGAUCUCCACCUUACAGAAGAAGUUCCCUAAAUCUCCCCGAAUCGCCGUUCUGCAAGGACUGAAGCUCGAGGCACAGGGGGACUAUGAUGCGGCCAAGAACCUCUACGUAGCCCUGCUUGGUCUGGACGGGCCGGAAAAGGGAAAGGGCAAGGCGGCUAAUUCGAUCUGGAAAGGCGACACAGACGAGACAUUCAUCACCGCUCAUCAGCGGCUCAUCACUCUGGCCCUCUAUCAACCUCUGGAAUCGAGCAAUGUCACAAUCAAUGCGUUUUCAAAUCCCACACCUCAACACAUCGCACGAACCGUUCCCUUGUUGGUGAAAUACCUCGACACGUUUCACACCGACGCAGAUGGCUGGUCUUUGCUGGCCGACCUUUACCUGCUGCUCUCCGGUUGGGAUCAGCUCGAUGGGGCCUACGCGAAGGGACAGAUCGUACAGAAGUAUUUCCCUCAGGCGGAGAUGCGGGAACCGGUGCCAGCAAAAGGACGAGGUGAUCAAUACUUGCAACAAGCCAUGACGUGUCUCGCCCACCGGAUGACGCUAGAGCCAUGGGAUUGGAUGACCAUGACGCGGUACGGAGAGACGGCGCUGAUGUUUGGGGACGUGACGAUGGCGUACAAGACUAUUUUGAGAGCGGUCGAGAUGGCUACCGAUCCGGGCGACGCCUUGAUCCCGGAAAACAUGGUCGAGCAGACGUCUGAAUCAAUGUCAGAUCUACCGGGCGUCUUACAGUUGGCAGGUUGGAAAUCGCGAGUCUGGUGGGAUUUGAAACUCUGUACCACCUGCCUUCGGCGGAGCGACUUUGAAGACGCAGUCCCGUCUUUAUCUCCCUCGGCGGUUGAACACGUCGAUGCCGUGGACGCGCUCGUGGAUCAGAAGUUGACCGAGAUGCUCGGGGCGCAAGCUUUGCAAGUAUGGAGUCAUGCAGUUGGCGCCGCAUGAGAUGGCGGAGAUUGAGAUUUAAUUUGUAGAAAUAUGUAUCCUCCGGAUGUAUACCCUUACGCACGAAUAGAAUAUUGCUAGCAUCAACAUAUACCGUUAUCGGUCAUGCAAGGAUGA
Messenger RNA from Filobasidium floriforme, 1281 nucleotides. RefSeq lists its product as uncharacterized. Gene Ontology annotation, cellular component: EMC complex. Gene Ontology annotation, molecular function: protein binding. Lineage: Eukaryota; Fungi; Basidiomycota; Tremellomycetes; Filobasidiales; Filobasidiaceae. The record is from RefSeq and is a predicted model, not a curated record. The transcript is spliced from 6 exons. The coding region runs from base 31 to 1164 and encodes 377 amino acids. Gene Ontology annotation, biological process: protein folding in endoplasmic reticulum.